Hibiscus syriacus is the source of this 939-nucleotide messenger RNA. Its product is annotated as beta-glucuronosyltransferase GlcAT14B-like. Gene Ontology annotation, cellular component: membrane. NCBI's taxonomy places the organism in Eukaryota, Viridiplantae, Streptophyta, Magnoliopsida, Malvales, Malvaceae. The transcript has 4 exons. The coding region runs from base 1 to 939 and encodes 312 amino acids. Gene Ontology annotation, molecular function: glucuronosyltransferase activity. The record is from RefSeq and is a predicted model, not a curated record.
AUGAGAAAGCUAUAUAGGAAACUCGUGAGGAAAAAUGUCAAUUCGCAUUCGGGAAGGAUGUUUAGCGAUAGAAAAUGGAUUAUCCCAUUUCUUGCAAGCUUAUUGGUAUCGGUUACAUUGUUUGUCUCUGCCAUUUUUUGGUUGUACAACGCUCCUAACGGUGGAGAUGAGUUGUCGUUUGACAUUAUUUCCUUUGCUAGAGCAGAGGAGUCUACUGGGUACUUUGUAGAAUCAGAUUUAAAGAAAUCGAUCAACACGAGUGGAUAUUCAAACAUGGAACCAGCUAGGCUAGCGUAUCUUAUUUCGGGGACGAAGGGAGAUAGUAAUAGAAUGACGAAGACCUUGCAGGCAGUGUAUCACCCCAGGAAUCAGUAUGUUCGGCAUUUGGAUCUCGAGGCUCCGCCGCGAGAAAGGCUGGAAUUUAGUAAUAUGGCAAAGAAUGAUCCGACUUUUCGUGAAGUUGAGAAUGUGCUUGUGAUGUCGCAAUCGAACUUGGUAACAUACAAAGGUCCUACUAUGAUAGCCUGUACCCUUCAAGCAAUUGCAAUUCUUUUGAAGGAGAGCUUGGAGUGGGAUUGGUUUCUAAACCUGAGUGCCUCUGAUUAUCCCCUUGUGACUCAAGAUGAUUUGCAGCAUGUCUUCUCCAUUUUGUCGAGAGAUCUUAAUUUCAUUGAGCAUACACAGAUUGCUGGUUGGGAAGCUAUAAGAACUAGCGCCUUUACUUGUCUAAGAAGUCUGACAUUGCUUGGACCACUCAACGCCGAUCACUGCCCACAUCUUUCAAGUUGUAUACAGUUUCUCGAACCAUUGGCCGAUUGCUUUCUCGUUGCCACUUUGAUUUAUGUCACUGACUGUGUUAUCUUGAAGUCUCGAAUGUUGUUCUAUAGUCAUGGACCGAUAAGGAUGGUUGUGUUUCGCCUGCUUAUUUCUCAGCCGUGA